CUCUCUUGUCAUCUCAUCUCAUCUCUCUCAUCCAUCUAUUCAGCUCUCCUCGACCUCUCCCCCUCUCUCUCUCUCGCUCACACCCACACCCCACAGCACAUCUUCCACCAUGGGUAUUGCUAUGGCUCUUGCCGCCGCGGGCAUCGCGUUCAUCGUCGUCAAGAAGAUGACAAACAAGCCCAAACCCGUCGCUUACGGCGGCGGUGGCUACGGCAAGCCCCCGGGCUACCGUGACCAGUCGAGCGGCUUCAACCCCAUGGCCGCAAUGGGCGGCUUUGGCGGUGGUGCGGCAUCCAGCUUCAUGGGUGGUGGUGGCGGCGGUGGCGGCGGCCACGCGGCGUCCUUCUUCGGCGGCGCCCCCGGGUCUCGUGACAUUGGUGGCGGCGGCUUCGGCGGCGCCCCUGCUGGCCCCGACCAUCAGACGAUCGUCCGCACUCUCAACCAGUGCAUCCAGGAACAGCGCAUCGGCUACUUCUACCAGGACCCCCGCGCCGUCGACGCGAUCGCUCAGCGCAUCGCUGCCAGCGGCGCCAUCUCCGAGAUCUCGCAGGAGUGGCGUCUUACCCCCGACAUCGCUAUCGACCUCUGCAAGCUUGCUCUCUUCGACAUUGUCGUGCUCUGUGACGACUCGGCUGCCAUGCGCGGCGAGCAGGGCGGCGAGCGCAUCAACGACCUCCGCGCCACCCUCUCCAAGGUCGCCUACGCUGCCACUCUCUUCGACGACGACGGCAUCGAAGUCCGCUUCCUUAACGCCCCCUUCGAGGGCAACCGUAUCAACUCGGACGAGGCUGCCGUCCAGCUCCUCGACCGCAUCGUCUACGACGGCCCCUGUGCCCUCGGCUCGGCGCUCGACUUCAAGGUCCUGCAGCCUCUCGUCCUCGGCCCCGCCCGCGCCCGCGCCCUCCACAAGCCCAAGCUCAUCAUCAUUAUCACCGGCGGUACCGGCGCGCUCUACUCAGAGCCCCCCAACACGCUCAACCAGGUCAUCGCACGCGCUGCGCAGGAGCUCUCGCAGAGCGUCGGCGCCGAUGCCAUCUCAUUCCAGUUCUGCCAGGUUGGCAACGACAUGCAGGCCGCUCAGUGGCUAGGCCACCUGGACGCCGACCCGGCUAUCGGCGGCCUUAUGGACCAGACAGGCGACUUUGACGCCGAGCGCGACGAGAUGAUGCGCAAGUCUGGGCAGCAGCUCACCCCCGUCAUGUGGCUGCUCAAGAUGAUGCUCGGUGGCAUCGACAACUCGUACGACUCCAAGGAUGAGUAAACUGGGUCGGAUCUGUGUCACGUGUUCCGCGUAUCUGAGUAUCUGAGGAUCUGAAUAGAGGGAUUGUGAUGUACUGUUAUCGGUCG
Molecule: messenger RNA, 1347 nt
Organism: Cutaneotrichosporon oleaginosum
Lineage: Eukaryota; Fungi; Basidiomycota; Tremellomycetes; Trichosporonales; Trichosporonaceae
Source: RefSeq, a predicted model, not a curated record